AUGCGAACUGCUGCAAAGGUUCUUCAAUCUAGUUUCUAUCAACCCACCAUGUUUAAAGAUGCUCAUGAGUUCUGUCAAAGCUGUGAUCGCUGUCAAAGAACUGGUAACUUAUCAAGGAGACACGAAAUGUCGUUGAAAAAUAUUCUAGAGGUAGAAUUAUUUGACAUGUGGGGAAUUGAUUUCAUGGGUCCAUUUCCACCAUCCUGGGGACAAAUCUACAUUCUUUUCAUUGUGGAUUAUGUCUCUAAAUGGGUUGAAGCUAUGGCUUUACCUACAAAUGAUGCCAAAUUAGUUCUAAGAUUCCUGCAUACAAAUAUUUUUACUAGGUUUUGUACACCUCGUGCCUUAAUUAGUGAUGAAGGUUCAUAUUUUGACUACAAAUUAGUUGCCAACGCUUUGAAUUGA
Messenger RNA from Gossypium raimondii (Peruvian cotton), 405 nucleotides. RefSeq lists its product as uncharacterized. The transcript has a single exon. The coding region runs from base 1 to 405 and encodes 134 amino acids. Gene Ontology annotation, molecular function: nucleic acid binding. NCBI's taxonomy places the organism in Eukaryota, Viridiplantae, Streptophyta, Magnoliopsida, Malvales, Malvaceae. Gene Ontology annotation, biological process: DNA integration. The record is from RefSeq and is a predicted model, not a curated record.